AUGGCUGAUCUAUCGGAGCGUAUUGUCCAUUCCAAUCUCACUGGCUACUGCAUGGAGAGCCACAAUUCCGCCAGCCAUGAGGCAACCCCCUCGAACGGGACAAGUAUGGAGAGCUCUAUUAGCCAGCCCCUAACGAGAGCAGGAAUUUUGAAGGCAAUCCAGUCCUUAUUACAACCUAAUGAUACCCUGAUAGCGGAAACUGGUGACAGCUGGUUCAAUGCGCAGAUGAUCAAACUCCCGCCCCGGGUAGACUAUCAAAUGCAGCUGUUGUAUGGUUCUAUCGGAUGGAGUUUACCAGCAGCAAUGGGUUCUCAACUUGCCCGGCCAGAAGGGCGUUCAGUCUUAAUGAUUGGGGAUGGGAGCUUCCAAAUGACAGCCCAGGAGUUGAGCACGAUGAUUCGAUUGAAAAUGAACUCCGUGAUUUUCAUCUUCAAUAACAUGGGAUACAGAAUUGAGAGUGCAAUCCACGACGGUCCAUAUAAUUACGUCAGCAAUUGGAACUAUGCUCUCUUUGCGGAGACCUUGUGCAAUAUAUCCCACAGCCCUGGAAACGGGAACAACUAUCUGACAGAGGUGGAAAGAAGAGAUCAAAACAAUCCAGCUCUAUUUGUGAUGCGCAUCAAGACCCACGACGAUUUACUAUUGGCAGUGGAUCGUGUUCUGAGAGAACCAAAUAAGCUGGCAGUUCUCGAGUGCUGCAUUCAUCCCUGGGAUAUAAGUGAAGCUUUAGCUCGAUUUGGUCAGGCUCUCGGCCAAAAAUAA
Molecule: messenger RNA, 762 nt
Organism: Penicillium subrubescens
Lineage: Eukaryota; Fungi; Ascomycota; Eurotiomycetes; Eurotiales; Aspergillaceae
Exons: 2
Coding region: 1-762 (253 amino acids)
Molecular function (GO): thiamine pyrophosphate binding; magnesium ion binding; carboxy-lyase activity
Source: RefSeq, a predicted model, not a curated record